UCGGCUAUACGCACAGUAUCUGCGCCUCCUGCAAGGAAUGCGCGACCGGCCAUGAUCAGUACUGCCCGAACGUCAAGAUGUACGGGUUCCACGACCGGGAUAACGGCUCGUUCAGUUACGGCGCGGUCUGGGACGAGAACUGCGUCUACCGCAUCCCCGACGGGUACGACUCGAUCCACGCCGCCCCGCUGAUGUGUGCGGGUGCCAGUGUGUGGGAGAUCUUCAUGCAGUACGGGGUGCGGGCGACGGACCGGGUGGGGAUCAUGGGCGUCGGCGGCCUCGGCCACGUGGCCAUCAAGCUCGCCAGCGCCAUGGGGUGCCAGGCUGUGGUGCUGUCCAGCUCCGAGGCGAAGAGGCAGGAGGCGAUGGACUACGGGGCGUCGGAGUUCCAUGUCUUCCAGUCGGGGGGCCCGGUGCCCGCGGGGUUCCGUCAGGUGAAGCAUCUUCUGCUCUGUGGGAGUGCUGAUGUGGACUAUUCUUCUUUGAUGCCAUUGGUGGCGACUCGCGGCAGCAUCUACCCUCUCACGCUUACCCUGAAGCCCGCCCCGGUGCCCUUGGCCCGCCUCUUCCUUCGUGGCAUCAAGAUCCAAGGGUCGUUGGUGGCCUCCCGCCAGAAUAUCCGGUCCCUGUUCGAGUUUGCAGCGAGGAAGAAUAUCACCCCCACGACUAUGACCUUCCCCAUGACGCCAGCGGGCAUUGAGGACGCGAUGAAGACUCUGAGGGAAGGGAAGAUGAGAUAUCGGGGGGUCUUGGUACGGGACCUGCAGUAG
Aspergillus brunneoviolaceus CBS 621.78 is the source of this 770-nucleotide messenger RNA. RefSeq names its product NAD(P)-binding protein. The transcript is spliced from 3 exons. The record is from RefSeq and is a predicted model, not a curated record. Gene Ontology annotation, molecular function: alcohol dehydrogenase (NADP+) activity. Gene Ontology annotation, biological process: alcohol metabolic process. The annotation marks the transcript as partial. Lineage: Eukaryota; Fungi; Ascomycota; Eurotiomycetes; Eurotiales; Aspergillaceae.